AUGUUUCUCCCACUCCCCUUACGACCGAUUCUGCAACCGACUUCUCUUCUCUGCCUCUCCGCUCUCCUCUUCCUCGCUACCCCCGUCUCAGCUCAUGGCGGCCACACGGACAAGAUUCCCGAGGGAGAAGCCGUCUCCCCGGAUCCCCUGGACAGUCGACUAUGGGUUCACAUACUGCUCAUGAUCGUCUCCUUCGGCAUGAUUUUCCCCUAUGGCAUGGUUUUGGGUAUCAUCAAGAGUCGUUGGCACGUUCCUUUGCAAGUCGUGGGCACCAUUAUCGCAACCGUUGCGUAUUUCUUGGGACAUAUGCACAAAGGACGGCAGUUUCGCCACCCGAACAUCCACGCGAGUUUCGCCAAUAGUUUGGUGUUGAUGCUCCUCGUUCAGGUCGGGCUGGGUGUCGGGUUGAAGCUACAUCUCGAGGAGAAAAAGGGAUGGAUUGGUCGGGUGUUUGGGGGCAAAGUUGGCAGGGGCGGAAGGAGAGGUGUGGUCAUGGUUCACGGCUGGUUGGGGAAACUUAUGCCCAUUGUCUCAUGGGCGCAAUUCCUCUUUGGGGGCAUCGUCGCCAUGGGGUACUGUCGUGGUGACCAUCUGGGACAGUGUCUGGCGCAUUUCAUCAUGGGGUCGGCCUUCAUCGCGUACGGAGUCAUUAUGACUCUACUCCUACUUGUGGGCCAGGCGUGGUUGCGAAGGACGGGACGCAGCCAGGAGUUCUUCGACAGCUGCGUGAUCGCGGCGUGGGGCUGCGUCAACACCUUUACCGAACACCGCUGGGGCCAUCCCUGGGUCAAGAACGAUCUGCAGCACACCAGCAUGGGCAUUGUGUGGUGGUGCGCGGGUUUACUCGGUGUGUGGUUGUCGAGAUCGAGGAAUGGUCGGCCCAAAAGAAAUAUACUCCCUGGUCUGGUCAUCCUCCUGACCGGUUGGGCCAUGAGUGCCCAUCCCCAAGAUCUGCCUCUGAGCACCAUGGUGCACACGGUGUUUGGCUACACCCUGAUGGCCGCCGGUGCGGCGCGGAUCGUCGAGAUUUCCUUCUUGCUCAAGGACAGCCGCGGCACGGGCGAGGUCAACAGCUGGCAGCAUUUGCCUCCAUUCCUCCUCUACGCUUCAGGCUUCCUCUUCAUGGGCGCGACCGAGGAACAAAUGCGCCUCUUGUCCGACGCCGACGUCACCCACGUCUCCUACAUCCUGAUCCUUUACAGCGUCGCCUUCUUGCUCUACCUGUUUGUCAAUAUCCUGCUGUACGUCUACGCGAGCCACGCGUGGCCCGACGACGAGAGCAACGGCGUUCGCUCACCCCCGGGCAGUUCUUCGGGUUCGGGCCGGAGUCUGAGUGUUGCUGCGGGACCAAGUGGUGGGCACGGGCACCAUGCGAGGAAAGUUUCCACCAUCGGUAUGAAUGGAGACCUCCAGACGAACGGCCCUGUGAACGGGAGCGCGAGGCUGCCGGGGGCCCGCCACCAGAGGAGCUCGGCGAGCCAGCAGGUCCGGGACGCCGAGGAGUUUGAGCUCGAGGGACUGAUCAGCGAGGACGGUGAGGAUGAUGUGGAGAGUCCCCACGACGCGGGAAAGAAGGAAGGCGCUGUCGCAUUGGCUUGA
Molecule: messenger RNA, 1599 nt
Organism: Fonsecaea multimorphosa CBS 102226
Lineage: Eukaryota; Fungi; Ascomycota; Eurotiomycetes; Chaetothyriales; Herpotrichiellaceae
Exons: 2
Coding region: 1-1599 (532 amino acids)
Source: RefSeq, a predicted model, not a curated record